GGCGUGCGUGGAAUUGGAUCCGAAGCAUGCCGUGGGAGAUCAACGCACCAGAUGGUUCCACGUCGAUGACGCAGGUAAGGCACGUGGGAGGGACGGCGUUCCGCAAGUGCUGGAUCCCGUCCAAGGUUCAAACACCGUUCGCGGUCUCUACCUUAUAUAUAUGUACGCUCUUCGCCUCUUGUUCUCUGUAUCUGACGCCUCUCCCUGACUCCAAUGCUCCCACUAUAAUCUUCCCUUUUUGGAUUUGUGGGGCGAUCCUUGAUCUGUUCUCUCUUCUCUGUAAUUGAUUCCUUCAAUCUCAAAUCCACCUCUACUAACCAUUGCUGCGACGGAACCACAACUGGAAGCAGAGGCGAGGGAGGAGGAAACGAGCAGCUAUUGCGGGAGAAGGGGACGGUUAACAGCGGAGAGGAGCCAUUUUUGCAAUGGCGAGUUGGGUUCUUUUCCAGGGCUGUGGCGUCAGGCUUCUCCCCGCCGCCUUGCCUCGCCCCAGAUCCGGCAUCCCGCCUGCCACUAGCCUCAAGCGUCUGCGGAGGACCCGUCUUCCCUCUUCCACCUCUUGUCUCUGUUGCUCUGUCGGUCUCGCCGGCCGCAGGGACUGGGCGCUCAGCAUGAGCGCGCCGUUGCAGGUGGCGCCCUUGGAGGAGGGUUCCGCGAUGGGGAGUGGCGUGAAGGAGGAAGCGUUCGACCCUGGAACGCCACCGCCGUUCGGGUUGGCGGAGAUCCGAGAGGCCAUACCCAGGCAUUGCUGGGUCAAGGACCCGUGGCGAUCGAUGAGCUACGUGGUGCGCGACGUGGUGGUCGUCUUUGGGCUCGCGGUGGCGGCAGCAUAUCUCAAUAACUGGAUAAUGUGGCCGCUCUAUUGGAUAGCUCAGGGGACGAUGUUCUGGGCCCUCUUCGUUCUCGGGCAUGAUUGUGGCCAUGGGAGCUUUUCGAACGACCGAAAGCUUAACAGCGCGGUUGGGCAUUUGCUCCAUUCCUCCAUUCUCGUGCCAUACCAUGGAUGGAGAAUUAGCCACAGGACGCAUCACCAGAACCAUGGGCAUGUUGAGAACGACGAGUCAUGGCAUCCGUUGUCUGAGAAGUUAUAUAGGAGUUUGAAUGCUGUAACGCGAAAGCUUCGCUUCACAUUGCCAUUCCCUAUGUUUGCUUACCCCUUAUACCUGUGGAGAAGGAGUCCAGGGAAAUCUGGCUCACAUUUUCAUCCUAGUAGUGAUUUAUUUGUCUCUAAUGAGAAGAAGGAUGUGAUUACAUCAACGGUCUGCUGCGCAACGAUGGUGGUGAUACUUGCAGGGUUAACCUAUUUGAUGGGUCCUAUUCAGAUGCUUAAGCUUUAUGGGAUUCCAUAUUGGAUUUUCGUCAUGUGGCUGGAUCUGGUGACAUACUUGCAUCAUCAUGGACAUGAGGAGAAACUUCCUUGGUUCCGUGGAAAGGAAUGGAGUUAUCUUCGAGGAGGAUUGACGACACUAGAUCGAGAUUAUGGAUGGCUUAACAAUAUCCACCAUGAUAUUGGGACUCAUGUGAUACAUCACCUCUUCCCGCAGAUACCACAUUACCAUUUAGUGGAGGCGACUGAGGUGGCAAAACCAAUUCUCGGAAAAUACUACAGGGAACCAGUAAAAUCUGGACCUUUGCCAUUUCACCUAUUUGGAGUCCUAAUGAGAAGCUUGGGAUGUGAUCAUUUUGUUAGUGACAUUGGAGACGUCGUCUACUAUCAGACUGAUCCUCGAUUGAAUGGUGCUUCAGAAGCAAAGUGGCACAGACACUGAUGUCAUCCCAAUGAAAUCCAUCAGACUGCUAAUACCAUAAUACAUGGUCGAUGAAACCUGCACAUUCAGCAAAGCUGGAUUUUUGCUCAUGGAUUCCUCUCGAGACGCAUAUUUUCUCUCCUCGGGCGAAAGGAAGAGAGGUCUCUGCCAGUUAAUCAUGCGAUCCCACAUAACUAAGCAUGCAUUCAUAUCAGUUCAUAUUGCGACAAAGAUGUCAUCAGCACAGCUAACAUUUAAUUUUUAUAGGUAAAAAUGCAGUUUUCUUUGCUUCUAAGAGUUAUGGUGAUUUUUAUUUUCUAGGUUCACUAUGACAGUAAUGGGAAACUGCAGAAUCUCUAGAGCAUUUGUCUGUUGAUUAACAUGCUUUUGAAAUCUUCCAUCACAAUGCAUCAUAAUGUAACAUUUCCAGUAAGGAUGAUGCCUGACAUAUGGUAGAAGAAACAUCACCUUCACCAACUUUUUGAUGUGAUACAAAUCCUUUCUUUUAUGUGCUGCAUGUGGCCCAUCUUUUUUUCUCUUGAUUAAAAGGAUAUGGUCCAAUAUUGUUGAACAUAAAUGCAACAAGAUCUUUAUGCUGUGAUCCACAGACCAGGAAAUGGAGUGUGAUGGGUUCUAUCACCUCAAAUUGCCUUGAAUGGAGAAUGGUGUACGUUCGAGGGGCUAAAAGGUCUGCACACUGGAAUUUGUUCUGCAGCAUCAACCCCAGCAAGAGAAAGGAAGAAUAAAGUGGUAUUCUGCUAUCUCUCUCUCUCUAAUAUCACCUCUGCCUUUUUUUAUGUUUCGGUGUCUCUAUCGACCUUUACCAACGAAAGUUUGUGGACAUGCACGCAAGGUGUUUGAAUAAAUGCCCAUACCAACAAUAAUAGAGCAUGUAGUGUUGGAUGGUGCCCACUGAGAAGGUCAUUGAGAACAGUGACAAAAGAUGUUGAGCUAGCAAAGCACCAUACAGCGCAAAUCUACUCGGCCAGCACUGAAGUUUGUUUCUCCAUAGAACAAAUCUAGCCAACCAUAUAUGUCGUGCAGCAGCUUUACACGAUGACAUAUGUGGACAACACUUCCAGUUCAUAAAACCUUAGAUUACGAGUGAGCAAAGGAGUCAAAGAGAAUGCUUCUUCUUGUUCAUAUACAUAACAUGUUGCGUCUAUAAAUCCAUCUGCUUGAUGAAUGAAAGAACUUGCACUCUUAUUGUGCAUACUACUGCUACAUAUAAUGGAUUCCAAAGAAUGUAAAGAAGCAAAGAACCAAAGGAAAUGGCAUCUUCUACGCCAUUAUCUUCUCCUCCGCCCAUGGAGAGAACAUGUCCGCGUUAUGAUGCUCGCUCGCGUCAAGCCCAUCCUUCACCAGAGACUGGACCCAGGACACAUCCGGCUCGUUCGGCCCCGAAGCUACUACCCGUCCAAAGGUGGCAUGGUUGCUGCGGAGGGCGAAGGAUGUGGAUUUCCUCAGCUUGUUCAGCUCCUCUCCCUGAAUGCCCCAUUCCAAUUUGCCGUCUGGUGAGCUCCAGUCGGACAGCAGCGAUGGCGUAGCGGCCGCGGCAGCGGCGGUUGUCAUGGCCGAGAGCAUGGAUUGGCGGCCUGCGGUCGCCCCACGAUCGCAGAAGCUUUGACUGCGCAUAGCGAACGCGGAAGCCCUGGAAUUCAUGAUGGCCUUCGCCAUCGAGUGGUCGAGCCCGAACGAGGAUGUCGAGUUCACAGGAGGGGAGGAACACUGGCUGCCUCCGUAUCCAGACAGCAAUUGAGGCUGGUGCAUCUGGAUUCCAGAGGAGGAUUGGAACUGAGCUCCCCCCGUCUUCCUCAUAGAGAGCCCCUGUAAUUGGGUCAGCAGUGAUGGAUCCACAGACCCCAACAAGUCAGUGUAUUCUGGAGCUCGAGCGGCCGCCGCGGCGGCAACCAAGGUGUUUGCUCCCCGGUUGGCCCGCGGCGAGGCUGUUCUUGUGAUUCCAUCCACAAAUUUCUGCUGAUAGCCUUCCAGUCCGAGCAGCUCGAGGUCGAAAUCCAACUCUCUGGCACUCAGUGACGCCUUGAGUCUGCUGCUCGGCAGCUGCAAGGCCGGAGGUGUCAUCAAGCCGCCCGCUUGAUUCAUCCACGCCGCCGCAGCCCCUAAACCCGACGAAGCCGUAGGGGACAUCGGCGAGCCUGGCUGCUGCAUCAGCGUCAAGGCCAUCGCCAUGUCCAAAGAGGAAAGAGCCGGCGACGACGAUCUUGGAGAGGACAACAACGUUCCCGCAACUGAUGCCGCAGAGGGGUUCACCGUCCGCAGCUCCUCCGGCUUGUGGGCAAAGAAGCAGACCCGGCGGUUGCAGCAUGUCUCAUCCUUGCAGAGCCGAGUCCGGUACUGCGCCGGGUGGAGCCAACUCUCGAACACGCCAUGGGCGUAUUCGCAGGCGUCGCCAUUCCGGCAAGAACCUUUCCGGAACUCGAGGCACGGCACGCAGCUGUAGGAGAACUUCCUUGGGUCUCGGCGCCGGGCGUUCUCGCCGGGGUGGACGAAGGGGCACUCCGUCCAAUCAUGGGAGUAGGCGCGAGAGCACGGCUUGAUCUUGAAGGUAUACAUGCGGAACUCGUCGGUGCCGUAGAUCCCGGUGUUGAUGUCCGGAAGCGUCGAAUCCGGUGGAUAUUCCUUCUUCUCCCCUUGUUUCGGUUGCUCUUCUUUGCCCGGUGAUGAAAGCCCGGGGAAAGGAGGAGCUUUCAGGAUCACUCCGAGGGAUUUGGCGACGGUGCUCAAUGAUUGCCGCGCGACGACGUCCCCGGGGCGGUUGCCACUCGCGUCGAGGGCGUCAACGACGUCCGCAUCGGCACCGAUCAAGAGCUUCACGGCCUCAAGAGAGGCGGGGGAGCCACCAGCGGCGGCACAAUGGAGCGCGGUGACGCCAUCGGAGGCGGCGCGGCGGGCGGCCUCGGCGGGCCGGGCGGAGAGGAGGUAGCCCAUCACGCCGGUGCUUCCGUAGAGCGCCGCGAUCAUAAGCGGCGUGCGUUGCUGGUAGCCCAUGCCCCGGCUAGGGGAUCGGCCGUACCAGUGGGCGGCAACAUCGAACGGGUGGCCCUCGUCCUCCACCGCCCGCUUGAAGGCGGCGAGGUCGUCGGAGGCGGCGAUCUCGAGGAGCAACGCCGCCGUCUCUGACGAGGGCUGCUUCGCCUCUCCGCUGGCCGAAGGCGGGGAGAGCUUCCGGUGGCCGCUACACAUGCCCUCUUUUCUACCUACACGAAAACAAGGGAACGCCAUCAGAAACCAAAAAAAGAGAGGACCAGAAGCCAAAUGAACGAAAGCAGAGCAGCGAAGGAAUGCGUACGGGAGGCGGAGAGACGAUUAGCAGAGAGGAAUGAACGGACAAAUGGAAGGGAAAGUCCGGCGUUCGCAAGGAAGUCUUUGGUCUUUGGAACCUUUUGUAGACGGGAGUCGUACUGUGUAAAUUACACAAAGCAACAUAUGCUCAACCGAAACUUCACAUCUA
This is a messenger RNA of Musa acuminata AAA Group (dessert banana), 5220 nucleotides long. Its product is annotated as omega-3 fatty acid desaturase, chloroplastic. The record is from RefSeq and is a predicted model, not a curated record. The coding region runs from base 426 to 1769 and encodes 447 amino acids. The transcript is spliced from 8 exons. Gene Ontology annotation, molecular function: oxidoreductase activity, acting on paired donors, with oxidation of a pair of donors resulting in the reduction of molecular oxygen to two molecules of water. NCBI's taxonomy places the organism in Eukaryota, Viridiplantae, Streptophyta, Magnoliopsida, Zingiberales, Musaceae. Gene Ontology annotation, biological process: lipid metabolic process.